This is a messenger RNA of Polyodon spathula (Mississippi paddlefish), 3955 nucleotides long. RefSeq names its product netrin receptor UNC5C-like. Bases 353 to 3181 code for a protein of 942 amino acids. Gene Ontology annotation, molecular function: protein binding; netrin receptor activity. The record is from RefSeq and is a predicted model, not a curated record. The transcript is spliced from 17 exons. Gene Ontology annotation, cellular component: membrane. NCBI's taxonomy places the organism in Eukaryota, Metazoa, Chordata, Actinopteri, Acipenseriformes, Polyodontidae. Gene Ontology annotation, biological process: netrin-activated signaling pathway.
CUCACAGCUUGGAGAGAGAGGCACAGAGUGCCUAGAGGACAGUCUUUCUUGGACGAGAUAACAACGAACACUGCACUUUGAAAAAACACAUUUACCUAACAUUCCUAAUCUGCCAGUCCACGUCUUUUUCUUUAUUCGUCGAAUAAUAAAACAAAAAUAGAAUCCCGAAGUCUUGAAAAGGAAAUUGUCUAGGCUAGAGAUCGGUGGCAUUAACUCUACAAUCUAAUGGGUCUGUGAUAUCUAGGACCUCUUAAACCCACUUUUCGUGGUUCUGUCUUUUGAAACAGAGGAAGUAUUGCUUGCAGAGGAGUUUGGUAAAAAACAAAAAAAGGAUCGUUGAUUUGUGUUUACCAUGGGAAAAAGUGAACAGGCUGCGCAUUGUGGAAUAGGACUGGGAUACUUUUUGCAAAUGUACAUCAUACCUGGACUCGCGGUCCUGCUUGUCAUCAGCACCGCUGUGGCUCAAGAGGAUGAUUUCCUUGGAGAGCUGCCUGAAACAUUCCCUUCUGACCCACCAGAGCCCCUACCCCACUUCCUCAUGGAGCCAGAGGAAGCCUACAUUGUAAAGAACAAGCCAGUGAACCUUUACUGCAAGGCAACCCCCGCCACCCAGAUCUACUUCAAGUGCAACAGUGAGUGGGUCCAUCAGAGAGACCAUGUUGUGGAGGAGCGAGUGGAUGAAACCUCAGGCCUGGUGGUCAGAGAGGCGAGCAUUGAGAUUACCCGUCAGCAGGUGGAGGAGCUGUUUGGUCCAGAGGACUACUGGUGCCAGUGUGUGGCCUGGAGCUCAGCAGGCACAACCAAGAGCCGCAAGGCACAUGUACGCAUUGCAUAUCUCAGGAAAACCUUUGAACAGGAACCUUUGGGGAAAGAAGUUUCCAUGGAACAGGAAGUGCUUCUGCAGUGUCGCCCACCUGAGGGGAUACCAAUGGCUGAGGUUGAGUGGUUGAAAAAUGAAGAAAUAAUUGACCCUGCUGAGGAUCUGAAUUUCUACAUCACCAUAGACCACAACCUCAUUAUUAAGCAGGCUCGUCUGUCUGAUACUGCCAACUAUACCUGCGUAGCCAAGAACAUUGUUGCAAAGAGGAGGAGCACCACAGCCACAGUCAUUGUCUAUGUGAAUGGCGGUUGGUCGACCUGGACUGAGUGGUCUGUCUGUAACGGUCGAUGUGGCAGAGGUUAUCAGAAGCGCACCCGGAGCUGCACCAAUCCUGCUCCCCUUAAUGGAGGAGCUUUUUGUGAGGGACAGAAUGUCCAGAAGCUUGCCUGCACCACCUUGUGUCCAGUGGACGGGUCAUGGACAGAGUGGAGCAAGUGGUCCACAUGUGGGACGGAGUGCACUCACUGGAGAAGGAGGGAGUGCAAUGCGCCAGCACCCAAUAAUGGAGGCAAGGACUGCGAAGGAAUGGUGUUACAGGCCCAAAACUGCACCGACAGGCUAUGCAUGCAGAGUUUAUUUUAUCAGAUUUCAACUGAACAGAAAGCCCAGAAUGACUUUGGAUUUUCAUCUGCUCCAGGUACUGAUGAUGUGGCUCUAUAUGUUGGCAUCAGCAUCGCUGUGAUUGUGUGCCUGGUUAUUUCUGUGAUUGUGGCUCUGUUUGUGUACCGCAAAAACCACCAUGACUUUGAAUCGGACAUCAUUGACUCUUCAGCUUUGAAUGGUGGCUUCCAAUCUGUCAACAUCAAGACUGCCAGACAAGAUCUACUGACUGCCCCUCCAGAUCUCACAUCAGCAGCCGCCAUGUACAGAGGCCCUGUCUAUGCUCUGCAUGAUGUCUCUGAUAAGAUACCAAUGACCAGCUCUCCACUCCUAGACCCCCUGCCCAACCUGAAGAUCAAGGUGUACAACUCCUCAGGAAUGGUCACUCCACAAGACGACUUGUCUGACUUUGCCUCCAAGCUAUCUCCACAGGUCUCCCAGGCAUUGGUAGAUAAUGAAACCAUGAACCUGAGGAACAUGAGCUAUGCUCAGCAAAGGGACCCAUCCUGCACCGCAUUCGGUUCCUUCAGCUCUCUGGGUGGCCACCUGAUAGUCCCCAAUUCAGGAGUGAGCUUGUUGGUGCCAGCAGGAGCCGUCCCCCAGGGAAGAGUCUAUGAGAUGUAUGUGACAGUGCACAGGAAAGACAACAUGAGACCGUCAGUGGAGGACAUCCAAACUGUAUUGAGUCCUGUGGUGACCUGCGGACCUCCAGGUGCCUUACUCACCAGGCCUGUCAUCAUCACUAUGCACCACUGCGCAGUGGUCAACACGGAAGACUGGCAGAUCUUGAUCAAGAAUCAAUCACAGCAGGGACAGUGGGAGGAUGUGGUUGUUGUUGGAGAGGAAAAUUUCACUACCCCCUGUUACAUCCAGCUGGACAUGGAAGCCUGUCACAUCCUCACAGAAACCCUGAGUACCUACUGCCUGGUGGGCCAAUCUAUCAGCAAAGCUGCUGCCAAGCGCCUCAAGCUGGCCAUAUUCGGCCCUGUCUCCUGCACAGCCUUGGAGCACCACAUCCGUGUGUACUGCCUAGACGACACACAAGAUGCGCUCAAGGAGGUUUUACAGAUGGAAAAGCAGAUGGGAGGAAAGCUAUUGGAUGAACCAAAGACUCUUAACUUUAAGGACAGCACCCACAACCUGCGGCUGUCCAUUCACGAUAUCCCCCAUUCCGUCUGGAAGAGCAAGCUGCUGGCCAAGUACCAGGAAAUUCCCUUUAACCAGAUCUGGAGUGGAGCUCAGAGGAACCUACACUGUACAUUUAUACUGGAACGGUUGAGUUUGACAACCACAGACCUGGCUUGUAAACUGUGUGUGCGGCAAGUGGAAGGAGAGGGACAGAUAUUCCAACUGAAUAGUACUUUGUUAGAGAACAUUGACACAUCCCUCAUGGACCCAGCCAGCAACAUCACGACUCUAGUGGGACCCAAUGCCUUCAGAAUCCCUCUCUCGAUAAGACAGAAGCUCUGCGGCAGCCUAGACGCUCCUCAAACCCGAGGCAAUGACUGGCGAAUGUUGGCCCACAAACUGAGUUUGGACAGGUAUCUUAAUUACUUUGCCACAAAGUCAAGUCCCACUGGAGUCAUCUUGGAUCUGUGGGAAGCUCAGCACUUUCCUGAUGGGAACCUGAGCACACUGGCAGCUGUCCUGGAAGAAAUGGGGAGACAUGAGACUGUGGUCUCCUUAGCAACAGAACACUGACACAGGCCUCUGUACUUUGAAGAAGAAAGUAUGAUGCACUGGAAACACCAUAGUUACUCACAGAUCAUGACCAAUGAUUUUUAAAGAAAUCACAAAUAAAAAAAAAGAAAUGAAAAUGACCUUGUAUUUGAUCAUGGGAAUUUAGAAUCAUGGCAAAGUCGUGUUUUUCUUAUAAACUAAAAAAAAGUUCCUGUUGUCUCAGCUGUACUUCCCUUGGUACAGUUAUUCUACAGUUUCCUAGGAAACGCUUUAUACUGCUAUCCAUUUUUGUGGAUAAUCUUUCCUAAUCCAGAUUUCUACAGUCUUAAGUGUGUUUAUGAAAUUAAAAUGGGUUGUGGAGUGCAAGACAACAGGAUAUGAGAUAACACCAAGGCCUAUCUCAUCUGCUGCCUCCUAGUUUGGUUUUGGAAUUGGACAACCAAAUACGGCAUUUAAAAUACCAGUUAUAUAUCCAAUUAAUUAAUUUGUUGUUAUUGCAAAUUCUUAUUUAUAUUCUCUUCUCAGCUUGCAUUUUUGUCUUUAGAGAUAUAUGUAUACACCUCUGUAUUAAAACAUAUUUAUUUGCACUUGCUUGAUUUUUUUUAAACACUUUCUACAUCCCAUACAUGUGCUUGUAUUUUUGUUAAAUAGACAAUUCAUUAUUUGCUGUUGCCAUCUAGUGGCCAGUGAUGAGAACUGCACAUUUCUGAAGUAGCUAGUCAUUCAUGAUAUAGUAGCACUCUAUAAAUAUAAAACAGGACAUUACAGUACAUUAUUUUCUAACUUUGGCCUUUG